Messenger RNA from Neogale vison (American mink), 2088 nucleotides. It is a transcript of the gene CFAP99, whose product is annotated as cilia and flagella associated protein 99. The record is from RefSeq and is a predicted model, not a curated record. NCBI's taxonomy places the organism in Eukaryota, Metazoa, Chordata, Mammalia, Carnivora, Mustelidae. The coding region runs from base 1 to 2088 and encodes 695 amino acids. The transcript is spliced from 14 exons.
AUGGCCUACUAUGGAAAAUGCAUUGAAACUGUCAUUGAGCAAUUGAACAAAUUUCAGCCUGAGAAGGACAGUCCUGAGCAGUUCUUGGAGGCAACGUCCACAGCCCUACAGACUCUGAGUCCCCAGAAGCAGGCAUUCAUUUUGGAGCUGCUGUCUGGGUGCCUCGAGUACCGGAAGCUGCUGGCCGUGGUGGUGGAUGCCUUCUACGUGCGGGCCGGCUGGUUGUGCCCACGGGCCGACUACAGCCUCUUUCAGGUGAUCUGCUACCUGGCCAUGUUCCAGCUGCAGGAGCUUGGCUUUCAGCUCUUCUGUGACAUCGUGAGGGCCCAGCCCGUGGACAAAAUGCACAAGUUCCUUGGGUUCUUCUUCAACCCCUUAAACCUGUGCUCAUGGAUCAAGGAUGAGUGGAGCCUCAUCUAUGAGACCGCCCAUGUGAGAGAGAACUGGAUCGACCCCCUGAUGAGAUGGCAGCCGGAGGUCCAGGAGCUGAUCCACCAGCUGGAGGAAGUGAUGGCCAAUCAUCUCCCUCUUUCAAAGACCAAGGCCAGGGUCACAGAGCCCAAGGAGUUCAACCUGACUGUCCCCCGGCCCCGCGCCAUUCCGGUCCCCGAGCCAGUUCCCGUCGUGGCCAAAUCAAAACCAGUCCCCAGGAGCACCUACCAGCCGCCCAAGGAGCAGCAGCUGUUGGAGAUGGCCAAGAGGUUUAAUCGCUGGAAGGCAGAGGAGCUGCUGCUGCAGGCGAACAUUGAGGAGAUGCGGUGUGCGGUGCCCCGGUCCCAGGGGGAGCCUCCGAUGCAGGACUCUAAGAAGAAGCUGCAGCUCCAGCUCAUGCCCCAAAUUGUGAAGACCUCAAAGCUGACCUUCUACAAGCCCAGUGAGGUCCCGGUCAAGCUGAAUACGGCUGCCAUCCUCCGAGAAGGGUCUCUGUACCAGCAGCAGGUGGAAAAAGAGCUGCAGAGGGUGGAUCAGCUUGUGGACGGGGCCGGGGACUUCUCUGAGUUCCUCAAGUGGCAGAAGAAGAUGCAGGCGAAGGACCGGGAGGAGGAGCUGACUGCAGGCGAAUGCCGGCGGCUGCUGGGGAAGCUGAGCCGCGAGGAGGCCAUCCUGGCCCGGCAGCACGUCAUGCAGGAGAACAAACAGAAGGCCAACCAGAAGAGGGAGGAGACGGCGGAGCUGCUGCAGCAGUGCGCUGAGAGGCGCCUCCAGGAGGAAAAGUCCAUGAAGGAGCUGGUGGAGCAGGUGACAGAGGCGCAGAAGAACAUCAAGCUGGUGCAGAUGAAGCUCCUGAAGGACCGGAGGCAGACAGUUCAGGAGGUGAUGGAGGAGAGCCGGGAGCUGCUGCAGCGCAGUGCAGAGACAGCCAAGGAGGAGCAGAAGCGGCGCUGUGAGCUCAUCUCCCAACUUCGAGCCCUGGAGACCCAGCCUAUGCGCAAGGGAAAGCUUGUGGACCUGACCCAGAUCCCUGGGUAUGGCCUGGAAGGGGAGAUGUCUGUGGUGGAGCUUCGAGAGCGGCUGGCCCUACUCAAGGAGAGCCAGCGGCGAGAGGAGGAAGAGAAGCGAGACCAGAUCAUCCAGGGCAAGCGCGUGAGAAGCCAGGAACUGCAGAAUAGGAUGGAGCAGAUCUCGUUGUGCCGAGCGGCCAUGGGCAGGUCUGCGGCCCUGAGGUGGGAGGAGAAGAAAGCCCGCUCUGCGGCCCCGGGGGUGUCCUUCCAGGAUGAGCGCGUGCUGGAGCUGCAGCGCAAGGUCGAGGAGAAGGUGGCGGAGCGCCGCCGCAAGCAGGCAACCCUGAAGCCGGUGCCGGUGCGGGUGCCGCAGGCGGCGGCGGCGCCGCGCCCCGCGCGCACUAAGGCAUGGGUGAGCUCUGGGAGCUCGCGGGGUGGCUGGGCGCACAGUGACGGUGGGGAGGUCAUGGACCCGGCGCAGGGGCAGUGGAGGCGACCCCAGCCCGUGCCGACCUCUCCCCGGGCGCGUCCGCAGGCGCAUCUGGAGGAACAGCACUGGCGGGAUCUGCAGCAAAGCCGCGAGCGCCGGCUGCGAGCGCUGCAGCUGAGCACCUCGGCCGCGUGCCGCCGCCAGGAGGCCGCCUGA